CCAUUUUGUCACCGUAAUCAUUCUCCGCCAAUUCAACGUUUGGUGAGCUUCAAAAUUUUUGUGAAAAAUCUGGUUUUAACAGCAGCAAACUUAAAAAUGUUCCGAUACAUGAAAGUAGACCUAGAAGCCAAACCUGAAUUCAUGCAGAAGUAUGGAAAGGAACAAAUUCAUCCAUUUUUCUAUUCCAACUUAGAAUACAUGUCCCUGGACCUACCUACACUACAAGAUAUCUUGGAUAGCGUUAACUUCGAAAUCGACAGGAUUGAAAAACUUGGUCCAGCAAAUAUCAAGAGAAAGCAGGACAUAUAUGAUGCAUUCACAUUUGUUCAGAACAAGCUUUACAUUUCAAUGCAUUACCACAAGUUUUUGCCAGUCAUGGAUGAACUCCUAGACUUAAAAAGGUUUAAAGUUAAAAGGACCCCUGUUGAUCAAUGGCUCUAUGAUAAUAACAGGUACUGGAGAAGACAGCGUAUCUAUGUAUAUCCUCGCAGGAAUAUAUUGAAAAAUAGUAAGGGUCAUGUGGACUUUAGAACUCAUGUACAUUCUGGAACACAAGGGCCGAUCAACAAUGCCUACCGAAGCAUCAAUACUCAAUAUGAGGAAGUGCUUUCAGAUGAUGUGCAUGCUGUUAAAUACCUAUAGAUUUAAAUCUGUUAUCAAAUUUUGUUAACUCUAGUUAUUAAUUUGGUGACAUAAAAAUGUUUGCAUAAGAUCUUUGCAAUAUGUAACUUUCGGCAUAGAAAAAUAAAUUGAAUCUGUGAUUC
Molecule: messenger RNA, 764 nt
Organism: Anthonomus grandis grandis
Lineage: Eukaryota; Metazoa; Arthropoda; Insecta; Coleoptera; Curculionidae
Exons: 2
Coding region: 97-642 (181 amino acids)
Source: RefSeq, a predicted model, not a curated record